Messenger RNA from Coregonus sp. 'balchen', 3867 nucleotides. Lineage: Eukaryota; Metazoa; Chordata; Actinopteri; Salmoniformes; Salmonidae. The record is from the annotation of a GenBank genome assembly.
AUGGCCAGUCGGGACCAGUGUAAGGUGUUCUGGAAGAACUGUGUGGAACACCACUCAUUCUUCCGCCUCUUGGAUCAGCCGCAGCCCAAGUCCAAAGCCAUUUUCUUUAGCAGGGGAUCCUCGUUCAGAUACAGGUAUCUCUGCUUUCUGCUGAAUCAUACGGCGGUAGAUUUUGUUAUGAUAAAUUGGACAUCAUGUUGAGGCAAAUUUUCACUGAUGUUUAGUGUACCAUGUAGUAUACAGUGAGGGGAAAUAAGUAUUUGACCCCAUCUCAAUCAGAAAGAUUUCUGGCUCCCAGGUGUCUUUUAUACAUCCGUGUGUAGCUCAGCUGGUAGAGCACGGCGCUUGUAACGCCAAGGUAGUGGGUUCGAUCCCCGGGACCACCCAUACACAAAAAUGUAUGCACGCAUGACUAAGUCGCUUUGGAUAAAAGCGUCUGCUAAAUGGCUUAUUAUUAUUAUACAGGUAACGAGCUGAGAUUAGGAUCACACUCUUAAAGGCAGUGCUCCUAAUCUCAGCUUGUUACCUGUAUAAAAGACACCUGUCCACAGAAGCAAUCAAUCAAUCAGAUUACAAACUCUCCACCAUGGCCAAGACCAAAGAGCUCUCCAGGGAUGUCAGGGACAAGAUUGUAGACCUACACAAGGCUGGAAUGGGCUACAAGACCAUCGCCAAGCAGCUUGGUGAGAAGGUGACAACAGUUGGUGCGAUUAUUCGCAAAUGGAAGAAACACAAAAUAACUGUCAAUCUCCCUCUGCCUGGGGCUCCAUGCAAGAUCUCACCUCGUGGAGUUGCAAUGAUCAUUAGAACGGUGAGGAAUCAGUCCAGAACUUCACGGGAGGAUCUUGUCAAUGAUCUCAAGGCAGCUGGGACCAUAGUCACCAAGAAAACAAUUUGUAAAACACUACGCCGUGAAGGACUGAAAUCCUGCAGCUCCCGCAAGGUCCCCCUGCUCAAGAAAGCACAUAUACAGGCCUGUCUGAAGUUUGCCAAUGAACAUCUGAAUGAUUCAGAGGAGAACUGGGUGAAAGUGUUGUGGUCAGAUGAGACCAAAAUCGAGCUCUUUGCUAUCAACUCAACUCGCCGUGUUUGGAGGAGGAGGAAUGCUGCCUAUGACCCCAAGAACACCAUCCCCACCGUCAAACAUGGAGGUGGAAACAUUAUGCUUUUGGGGUGUUUUUCUGCUAAGGGGACAGGACAACUUCACCGCAUCAAAGGGACGAUGGACGGUGCCAUGUACCGUCAAAUCUUGGGUGAGAACCUCCUUCCCUCAGCCAGGGCAUUGAAAAUGGGUCGUGGAUGGGUAUUCCAGCAUGACAAUGACCCAAAACACACGGCCAAGGCAACAAAGGAGUGGCUCAAGAAGAAGCACAUUAAGGUCCUGGAGUGGCCUUGCCAGUCUCCAGACCUUAAUCCCAUAGAAAAUCUGUGGAGGGAGCUGAUGGUUCGAGUUGCCAAACGUCAGGCUCGAAACCAUAAUGACUUGGAGAAGAUCUGCAAAGAGGAGUGGGACAAAAUCCCUCCUGAGAUGUGUGCAAACCUGGUGGCCAACUACAAGAAACGUCUGACCUCUCUGAUUGCCAACAAGGGUUUUGCCACCAAGUGCUAAGUCAUGUUUUGCAGAGGGGUCAAAUACUUAUUUCCCUCAUUAAAAUGCAAAUCAAUUUAUAAAAUUUUUGACAUGUGUUUUUCUGGAUUUUUGUUGUUGUUAUUCUGUCACUCACUGUUCAAAUAAACCUACCAUAAAAAUUAUAGACUGCAAACUUACAAAAUCAGCAGGGGAUCAAAUACUUUUUCCCCUCACUGUACAGCUUGAACCCAUAUUAGACUCUAUGGCUUGGUGUUCAAGGACUUGUGCUGUUGUUGUUUGAUGGCUUCUGUGUUGUGACUCUGUCUGGUUUAGUGGGAGGACCCAGAAGCAACUAGUGGAGUAUGUCAAAGACAGCGGAGCAAGGAGGACACCAUAUCAGAGGUGUGUGUGCCUUCUCUCUGUCUCGCUCUCUCUCUCUCUCUGUCUCGCUCUCUCUCUCUCUCUGUCUCGCUCUCUCUCUCUCUCUCUCUCUCUCUCUCUCUGUCUCGCUCUCUCUCUCUCUGUCUCGCUCUCUCUCUGUCUCGCGCUCUCUCUCUCUCUGUCUCUCUCUCUCUCUGUCUCUCUCUCUCUCUGUCUCUCUCUCUCUCUGUCUCUCUCUCUCUCUCUCUCUCUCUCUCUCUCUUUCUCUCUCUCUGUCUCGCUCUCUCUCUGUCGCGCUCUCGCUCUCUUUCUCUCUCUCUCUCUCACUAAGAGUCAGUUACAACAACUUCCUCCAUGUGUCCUUGACCUCUGUUUAACUCUCAUGUGGUCUCCUGUCUCUCUAUCUGUCAGGAGGAACAGUAAGGUGAGGAUGUCAGCUCGAUCCCUUGCCCACGAUGUGCCAAAACAGGUCAGUGGUAUUCCAAGACUAAUGCGUCUCUGACAGGGUUAGGGUUAAUGCAUCUUUCUGACAGGGUUAGGGUUAAUGCAUCUUUCUAUAAUAUCACUUGAUGAAGGAGGUGCAGAGUCAUUGGAAACUAAUGGAACUCUCUCUCUGUCUCUCUCUCUCUCUCUCUGUCGCUGUCUCUCUCUAUCUCUCUCUGUCUCUCUCUGUCAUGUCUUUUCAGACAUUGUCAUUCAAUGACAGCCUGCGGGCGCCAGGUUCCCCGUCCUCUGCGACCGAGUCCUUCCACUCCAUGCAAGUCUUCAGCUCCCACCCAUGUCCGGAGCCCCAAACUCAGUCUCCACAGCUUCCUCCCCAGAGCCAGGCCCAGUCUCCACAGCCUCCUCCCCAGCAGCAACAGACCCAGCUCCUGCCGCCACAGCUGGCCAGACCCUCCAGCCCCCCAGCGAAGGAGGACCCCCACAAGGCCACCGGCGUCCCCCCAUGUCACCACGCCUUCUCACAAGGUGCCCCAAGUUACCAGGCGGCAGGAGACUGCAGCCCCUCGUUUGUGUGUGUAGAGAGUAGAGCUUCCCAUCCACAACAGCAGCCCUCCCAAAAUGGCAAUGAGGAUACUGAGCGGGGUGGAGGGUGGGGGACGAGGUGCACGGGGAGAGGAGGAGGGGGCGGGGAGAUGAGAGUGUUUGAGGCGGAGCUUCUCCGAGCCAGGCAGAAGCCCCUGUUACCAUUGGCUAACACCCAGCUCCAUGUCACAGAGGAGUUCAUAGAUGAUGACCCCACUGAGAUGUCAUUCUACGGUGGCGGGGCUGAGGCCUAUUACGGCUAUGAGGAGAAGUGGGGUCAGUAUGGUGGUUAUGGGGAGGGUGGUGGUGGAGAGGGUGGUUAUGGGGAGGGUGGUGGUGUGGACCUCACUAAAACCAGGGUGUUCGGUCUGGGUCUGGAGGACCUGAACAGGAAUACUCACCCCUUCUCUGACCACAGCAUUGUUGGUCACUCUGAGACCAGCUCUCUGGUCAACAACAGGUCAGAGUGUAGUUCCCUUGACCACCUGGGGCUUAGUUCCGCAGGUGACUCCAGGUCUCUGGGCUUCGGCGGCCCAGACUCCUCCUCCUCCCUCCGCCUCCCGGGCUCCGAGACGAGCUCCAUGGUUAACUUCCCGGCGUACUCGGUCCGCUCCGAGACGAGCUCGGCGGUGCAGUUCAGUGACCUAGUUGAGCAACUAGAGCAUCUGAGCUAUCCUCCUACGGCCACGGAGGGGUCGGCUAACGGCAGCGACGAUUCUGACUCCGACUGGGGUUCGGACAGCGGCCUGCCCCCUGAGCAGAACCUGUUCUAUAGCAACCCCCUAGCGGGAGGGCCAGGUGGGGUGGAGGGGUUCCUUCUGCAGUGUCAUGACCUGCAGGCCCUAGCCCUGGGGGAAUCCUCUGGUGGACCCCCCCACAUUAACAUGUGA